Messenger RNA from Lathyrus oleraceus (garden pea), 3342 nucleotides. Its product is annotated as potassium transporter 7. The coding region runs from base 260 to 2908 and encodes 882 amino acids. Gene Ontology annotation, molecular function: potassium ion transmembrane transporter activity. The record is from RefSeq and is a predicted model, not a curated record. NCBI's taxonomy places the organism in Eukaryota, Viridiplantae, Streptophyta, Magnoliopsida, Fabales, Fabaceae. Gene Ontology annotation, biological process: potassium ion transmembrane transport. The transcript is spliced from 9 exons. Gene Ontology annotation, cellular component: vacuolar membrane; plant-type vacuole.
CCACGUGAAAAUUCACAUUUCACAAUUCACAAUUAUCAUCAAACAUACCCCAACUUAACACACACGCAUACCGAAAGAGAGUGUUGAAAAAAAAAACUGAAAAAUAGUGCAAAUGGCCAAGGGCCCCUGGUAUUGCAGUUGUUGAAUCCAAACAAAUAUUAUUCUAUGGUAAACAAUUUCAGUUACGAUUCUGCUUCUAUACAAUCCUCCAUUCAUCUUCUUCUCCUUUCUUCUAUUCUAUUAUUCUAUUCAAUUUUCAAUGGAAAACCCUAGAAACGGUUUUUUGAUGGAUGAAGAUGAAGAAGAUCCCGGGAGUGCAUUAUCCGUUGACUCAACCGAAUCAAGAUGGGUUUUCCAGGAAGACGAAGAUCCCUCUGAGAUCGACGAAUACGAUGCUUCUGAUCUGCGCCACCAAUCUAUGUUCGAUUCAGAAGACGAAGAUAAUGCUGACCACAGGCUUAUUCGUACUGGUCCACGAGUUGAUUCGUUUGAUGUUGAAGCUCUUGAGGUUCCUGGUGCGCAUACACAUCACUAUGAGGAUAUGACCGCAGGAAAGAAAAUUGUGUUGGCUUUUCAAACUCUUGGUGUUGUCUUUGGUGAUGUUGGAACAAGUCCAUUAUAUACCUUCGGUGUUAUGUUUAGAAAGGCUCCUAUUAAAGACAAUGAAGAUAUUCUUGGGGCAUUAUCACUUGUCUUGUACACUUUAAUCUUGAUUCCUUUGCUCAAGUAUGUUUUUGUUGUUCUUUGGGCAAAUGACGACGGUGAAGGUGGUACAUUUGCAUUGUAUUCCUUGAUUUGUCGUAAUGCUAAGGUGAAUCUUCUUCCCAAUCAGUUGCCAUCAGAUGCCCGUAUAUCAGGCUUUAGGCUAAAGGUGCCGUCCCCUGAGCUUGAAAGGUCUUUAAAAAUUAAGGAAAGGCUAGAGUCUUCUUCGAAUCUAAAGAAGAUUCUACUUUUAUUAGUUCUUGCUGGUACUUCUAUGGUCAUAGCUAAUGGGGUUGUUACACCAGCAAUGUCAGUACUAUCAUCUGUUAAUGGCUUGAAAAUUGGUGUAGAUGCCAUUAAUCAAGAUCAAGUGGUGAUGAUUUCUGUUGCUUGCCUUGUCGUUUUGUUUAGUGUACAGAAGUAUGGAACAAGUAAAGCUGGGCUUGCUGUAGGACCUGCAUUGUUUUUAUGGUUUUGUUCUCUUGCGGGCAUUGGUGUAUACAAUCUUGUCAAAUAUGACAGCAGUGUCUUAAGGGCUUUUAAUCCCAUUCACAUCUAUUAUUUCUUUGCAAGGAAUUCAACUAAAGCAUGGUAUUCUCUUGGGGGCUGUCUUCUGUGUGCAACUGGCUCUGAAGCCAUGUUUGCAGAUCUUUGCUACUUUUCUGUUCGAGCAGUUCAGGUAAUUAAUCAUCUAUCACGGCUUCUGGUUGGAUUUCUUUUAUUUCUUUGGUCAAUAUCAAAUUACACAUUGAUGAAACUGAUGCUGGUUUGUUUGCAGCUUACAUUUGUGUUCCUUGUUUUGCCAUGCCUAUUGUUGGGUUAUUUGGGUCAAGCUGCAUACCUUAUGGAACACCACGCUGAUGCCGGCGAGGCCUUUUUUUCUUCUAUUCCAAGUGGUGUAUUCUGGCCAACUUUUCUCAUUGCUAAUAUUGCUGCACUUAUUGCAAGUCGGACUAUGACAACAGCUACAUUUUCUUGCAUAAAACAGUCAACUGCUCUUGGUUGUUUCCCGCGUCUUAAAAUCGUUCACACUUCUCGGAAGUUUAUGGGUCAAAUCUACAUUCCUGUCAUAAACUGGUUCCUGUUGGCUGUUUCUGUGGUGUUUGUCUGCUCUAUAUCCAGCAUUGAUGAGAUUGGAAAUGCAUAUGGCAUUGCUGAGCUGGGGGUAAUGAUGAUGACCACCAUUUUAGUCACUCUUGUCAUGCUUCUUAUAUGGCAGAUGCACAUCGUCGUAGUGCUGAGUUUCCUGGUAGUCUUCUUGGGUUUGGAGUUAGUUUUCUUUUCAUCCGUUUUGUGGGGCAUAGCAGAUGGAAGUUGGAUUAUAUUGGUCUUUGCUGCAAUAAUGUUUUUUAUAAUGUUCGUCUGGAACUAUGGAAGCAAGCUCAAGUAUGAAACUGAAGUCAAGCAAAAGCUAUCAAUGGAUUUAAUGCGAGAAUUGGGCUGCAAUCUUGGGACAAUACGAGCUCCUGGAAUUGGUCUACUUUAUAAUGAGUUGGUCAAAGGAAUUCCAGGAAUUUUUGGGCAUUUUCUAACUACACUUCCAGCAAUACACUCCAUGGUUAUAUUUGUGAGUAUCAAGUUUGUUCCAGUUGCUAUGGUGCCUCAAAAUGAAAGGUUUCUAUUUCGACGAGUCUGCCAGAGAAGCUAUCAUUUAUUUCGUUGUAUUGCCAGGUAUGGUUACAAAGAUGUUCGCAAAGAAAAUCACCAAGCUUUUGAACAGCUUUUAAUGGAGAGUUUAGAGAAGUUUAUACGCCGUGAGGCACAGGAGAGAUCACUUGAAAGUGAUGGGGAUGAGGAUACUGAUUUAGAAGAUGAGUACUCUUGUUCUAGAGUUCUCAUACAUCCAAAUGGGAGUGUUUACUCACUCGGUGUUCCUCUUCUAGCUGAUUUUAAUGAAACCUUCAUGCCUACUUUUGAACCUAGCACGUCAGAGGAUGCACAUCCUUCGUCGCCCAAACCCUCUGCGCUCGAUGCAGAGCAGGUUCUAGAAAGAGAGUUAUCUUUUAUACGUACGGCUAAAGAAUCUGGAGUGGUUUAUCUUCUUGGUCAUGGAGAUAUAAGGGCAAGAAAAGAGUCAUGGUUUAUGAAGAAGCUAGUUAUAAACUAUUUUUAUGCCUUUCUUAGAAAGAAUUGCAGAAGGGGGAUCACAAAUUUAAGCGUACCACAUUCGCAUCUAAUGCAGGUUGGAAUGACUUACAUGGUUUGACACUUUGGCCAUCAUUUUGCAGCCCAAUAAAAGUUAUGAAACAAGUGUCAGGUAAAUCGGAACAUUCACAUCUUGGAAAGUCUCAUUUUCGAGCGUGCUUAACUUGAUCAUCAUUAUUUGGAUCCCCAUACUGAACAUCUUUCCAGCUCCACCUCUGGAAAUUGUUUCAACUUUCCUUAUGAGUCCGAGCAUGCACCGCGGAUAUAUGGAAUUGAAAUAGAUUGAGAACAGAAAUAGAUAGAUAUAUGUAGAAAAAGAAUGAUAUAUGUAAAAUUAUAUUUAUGAAAAAAAAAUGCAAAAAUGGCUGUGUACACAUUUUGUGGAUGUGCAAAAUCCCCUAUUUCAAUAUGGUAAACAGAUUUUUGUACAUGAGUACUUUAUCUAGUAUAUGUAUUUUUUCAUUGAAAUUAAUUAUUUGCUUGAUUUCUUGUGAA